Messenger RNA from Protomyces lactucae-debilis, 2030 nucleotides. Its product is annotated as stearoyl-CoA desaturase. The coding region runs from base 466 to 1941 and encodes 491 amino acids. Gene Ontology annotation, molecular function: iron ion binding; stearoyl-CoA 9-desaturase activity. The record is from RefSeq and is a predicted model, not a curated record. Gene Ontology annotation, cellular component: endoplasmic reticulum membrane. The transcript has a single exon. Gene Ontology annotation, biological process: unsaturated fatty acid biosynthetic process. Lineage: Eukaryota; Fungi; Ascomycota; Taphrinomycetes; Taphrinales; Protomycetaceae.
CAGACAAGCUCAGAUAGAAAAAAGCAGCCUGGCCCAGCGAAAGUUGCUAAACACGCCGCCGCCUCCUUCACUGGGCCACUGCUCAGUGCUCCAGGCUCCUCUCGCUCUCACCCGGCCGCCAACUCACGCGAGGGUUCGGCCUGCAAUGGGGCAACCGUGCGCUGCUCCCUUUGAUAUCUUGUAUAGAAAGACGCGGCCAUGUCCUCCUGCUUCUCUUUCUCUCAUACACAGUUACAGCUGACCUGGUCGCUCUUUCUUUCUCUCUCUUUCUCUCUCUCUACUCUGCAUACUGCAACCUCAUCUGUCUCACCUCAUUUGUGCAUCCAGAGAUUCAGGGGACCAGACACGACACGCUGCAACACGCGCUCCCACACUUAAGCGACAAACAGAGCUCCUCCUCUCGCGACGCACCAGGAGACACUCACAAUCAUCGCCCUUCUCUGACUAUUUGCCAGGAAAAAAGAGAUGAACAAAGCACAGACACCGCCGCCUUCUCCCUGGCGACAAGACGAAGACCCCAUCAAGACACUCUACGCAUCAAGAAGCAGCAGCACUAGCAGCAACAACAGCGACGCAGCCUCUAUCUGCAUGCAAGUCCCUUCAGAGAUGCCUUCAAAGUUCAAUGACAAGUCCUUCACCGAUACAGUCCUGGGACAUACGUCACAGCAACAGGAACAACUCACGCACUUUGAUCCAUUCAAGACCCAUUACAAAAUCAACUGGCGACACGUCCCUGUCAUCUUGCUGGUCCCCGUACUUGCCUUGCUAGGUGCCUGGACAACCCCAUUGACCGUCAAGACAGCCAUUUGGGCAAUUUGCGCCUACUUCCUGACUGGAUUGGGUAUCACUGCCGGUCACCAUCGGCUCUGGUGUCAUCGCACCUAUGUCGCGUCACGCGCACUUCAAGUCUUCCUCAUGUGCUGCUCAACAGCUGCUAUCCAGGGUAGCGUCAUCUUUUGGGUCACGGAUCACCGUCUCCACCAUCGUUACACCGAUACCAACAAAGACCCGUACUCUGUCCACCGUGGUCUCCUUUGGAGUCAUAUCGGCUGGCUUCUCGUCAUUGAACCCGACAAGCCAACUGGACACGUCGAUAUCUCUGACCUCACAAACGACCCAUUGCUAGCCUGGCAAGAUCAAAACUACGACUGGUUCUCUCCCAUCUGUGCACUUCUCUUCCCAACACUCGUUGCUGGACUCGGCUGGGGUGAUUGGCGUGGUGGAUUGGUCUAUGCAUCCCUUGUUCGACUUGUUUUUGUGCAUCAUGCUACCUUCAGCGUCAAUUCACUCGCUCACUACCUUGGAGAUCGCCCGUAUGAUGAUCAUUCAGCACGCGAUAGUGUCGUCACGGCACUUGUGUCAUUGGGUGAAGGAUACCACAAUUUCCAUCAUGCCUAUCCAACAGACUACCGCAAUGCCGUUAAAUGGUACCAAUAUGAUCCAACGAAAUGGGCGAUUCGCGCAUACAAAGCAUUGGGUCUUGCAACGGGACUUGUGACAUUCAGCGAUAAUGAGAUUCAAAAGGGAAUGAUUCAAACUGCACAGAAACGUUUGGAUGAGUGGAAUGAAAAGAUUGCUUGGGGUCCGCAAGUGGAUGAUUUGCCGGUGAUUGAAAUGGAUGAUUUCAUUGCAAGUGCAAAAGAACGCAACUUGGUCCUCAUCAGUGGCAUUGUGCAUGAUGUGACACAUUGGAUCGAUAAACACCCUGGUGGUCGAAAGAUCCUUCAAUCUGCUAUUGGGAAAGAUGCAACGGCCAUGUUCUAUGGUGGUGUCUAUGCACAUUCUCGCAUUGCGCGCAACUUGCUCGAUAACUACCGCGUGGGUAUCGUGCGGGGUGGUAUGCAAGUCGAGGCCUGGAAGUCGGAUGCUGCGCGUUCAACUGCAAUGAGUGUGGCCUCGAGUGAUGUGGAUCUGUGCGAGUCGUCGUGCGUUGAGCUGUAGGCUUGCCUCUUUUGCUCUUCAAAUUGGCUUUGGUACCUGCUGCUUAUUGAAUUCCGUUUGCUAUAGAUCGGUAGCUAUGAUGACUUUUG